AUGGACGGCGACCAUGCCGGCGCCUGGUCGGACUUGCCGGCCGACGUCCUGAUCACAAUUCUCGAGGCGCUUGACAUCGUCGACCUCGUCCGCGCCGGCGCCGUGUGCCAGUGGUGGAACACCUCGUCAGCGUACGUCCGCGGCCUCCACCACCUCCUCUCCCGCCCUUGUACGCCCUGCCUACUCUACACCACCGCCGCCGCCGCUGGCGCCGACGCCGACGCCGACGACCCCAACGUGGCCACCCUCUACAGCCUCACCGACCACCGGUCCUACACCGUCACGCUCCCGGGGCCCCACGUCCACCGCCGGUGGCUCGGCGCCUCCCACGGCUGGCUCGCCACCGCCGACGACGAUGCGGCGCUCCACCUCGUCAACCCCGUCACCGGCCAGCAGAUCAGCAACCUGCCGCCGGUCACCACCGUCGAGCCGGUGCGGCGGCUGCUCGACGACGGCGGCGCCGUCGUCCCUGGCAUGUACGUGGUGUACCCGUACGACUGGACGCUGCGGGUGGAGCCGCUGGUCAACGCGCCCAUGACGUUGACGGCGCGCGAGCUCUCGGAGUACCUCUACCUCCGCGUCUUCCUCUCGUCGGACCCUUCGUCCGACAUCGUCGGCGGCGGCUGCGUCGUCGUGCUCCUCCACCGCCCCGACGGCCAGAUGUCCUUCGCGAGGCUGGGCGACACGCACUGGACGUGGAUACGCACGCCGACGGGGAACGAGCUGUACGUCGACGUCGGCUUCAGCGCCGACGGCCGGAUGCUCUACGGGAUACGCCGCGACGGCGCCAUCCACGAGUUCGACCUCGGCGGCGAGCCGGCCCUGGAGAGGACGACCAUACUCCCCGCUCAGGAUGGCAUGAUGAGGCACACCAACUACCUCGUCGACGCGCCGUGGCUCGGCGGCGGCGACGGCGGAUGCUGGCUCAUGGUGUGCAGGCGCAUGGGUGCAGCGAACCUCCAAGCCUACGCGGCAUGGCUGGCGGACCGGAGCUUGCCCUACGACGGGGUGUGGAACACGCACUCGAUCAAGGUGUACCGGGUGGAUCCCGCGGCGGGGACGGCGGCGGAGAUCAACCACGUCGGCGGCCGCCACGCCCUGUUCUUGGGAUGCAACAGCUCGUUCGGCCUCGCCAUGGCGGAUUGUCCAGCCGGGAUCCUGCCGGACCACGUCUACUACACGGACAACGAGGAGCAGUACGCGCUCGACACGCCAGAGUGCGCGAGGGACAUCGGCGUUUACCGCAUGGGAGAUGGGAGCUUUCAUCGGGUCAAGCCUCCUUCGCCGUGGUUGGAUUGGCCGCUGCCCGCUUGGAUUAUACCCAGCUUUGGCUGCCUAGGCUAUAGUAACAGGUUUCUAGCUAACUAG
Messenger RNA from Oryza sativa Japonica Group (Japanese rice), 1368 nucleotides. RefSeq lists its product as uncharacterized. The record is from RefSeq and is a predicted model, not a curated record. Gene Ontology annotation, molecular function: protein binding. NCBI's taxonomy places the organism in Eukaryota, Viridiplantae, Streptophyta, Magnoliopsida, Poales, Poaceae.